AAAACUUGGAAAGGAAAGAAAAAAAGGAAGGGAGAAAUCACAGUUCCCAAGUCGAAACUCUGUAAGUAGAUAGAGAGACUAAGCGACCUUAAUCGUGUUCUAGACAGAAGUAAAGCCAGCCAAAAUCUUUAACCGUCUAUCUUCAUCAUCCAUCAGGUUUUCUUAAAAGUAGUAACUUCCAGAAAAAGAAACCAAGGAAAUUUGACCUUCAGCAAGAAAAGGUUUACAUUUCAAUUUCAAAUUUUCAGAAAGAACUGAGAUGGAAGAUACGUCUGAAUCUGUUGCUUCUGCUGCUGAAGUGCACAAAAAGGUUGUAAAGGAGGAAAUCCAUCUGAAAGUCAAGAGUAAGGAUAAAGAACCAAAUGACGAGAAGGGAGAGAAGACUGUGUUGGAAGUUGAAUCGAAGACUAAAUCGGUAGAAAAGGAGAAGCAUGAAGAGAAAGUUGAGGAGAAAUCAGAGAAAAAGGAGAAACAUAAGAAGAAGAAGGAUGAAGAUGAGGAGAAGGACAAGAAAAUGAAAGAGAAGGACAAGAAGAAGAAAGGAAAGGAGGGUGAGGAUAGCGUAUGUGAAAAGUCAGAGGUGCACAAAGAAGCCGGAGAAGCUAAGAAAAAGGAAGAGAAAAAGAAUAAUAAAGAAAAGGAAAAAGAGGACAACAAGAAGAAGAAAGACGAUGAGGUUUCAGGGGAUAAUCAGGAGGAUAAGAAAGUGGAGAAAGAAGAGAAAGUGAAAGAAAAAGAAGAGAAGAAGAAGAAAAAGAAAGAUCAUGAGGUUUCAGGGGAUAAUCAGGAGGAUAAGAAAGUGGAGAAAGAAGAGAAAGGGAAAGAUAAAGAAGAGAAGAAGAAGAAAAAGAAAGAUCAUGAGGUUUCAGGGGAUAAUCAGGAGGAUAAGAAAGUGGAGAAAGAAGAGAAAGUGAAAGAAAAAGAAGAGAAGAAGAAGAAAAAGAAAGAUCAUGAGGUUUCAGGGGAUGAACAGGAGGAUAAGAAAGAGGGAAAAAAGAAAGAUAAAAAAGAGAAGAAGAAAGGCAAGGAUAAAGAUUCGAAGGAUACAAAAAAAGUGGUUGAGGAGUGCAAAGACAGAGGUUUGAGUGCUGAGGUGGAGGAGGAGGAGAAAGAAAAACAAGAGAAGAAAGGAAAAGAAAAGAAGGUCAAAGAUAAAGAGAAGAAGGUUGAUGAAGAAUCUGAGGAAGAAACAGAAAAGGACAAGGGAGUUAAAGGAGGGGAACUGAAGGCAAAGAAGAAAGAUAAGAAGAAAGAGAAGGAGAAAAAAGAGAAGGGCAAAGAUGAAAUUGAGGAGGAAGAAGAUGAAGGGAAAGAAGAAAACAAGAAGAAAAAGAACAAAGAUAAGGAGAUGAAAGAGAAGAAGCACAAGGAUGAAGCAGACGAUGAAAUAAAAUAUGGAGAUGAAGAGAAAGAAGAGAAGAAGAAGAAGAAGAAAGAGAAAAAGGACAAGGAAGAUAAAAUGCAGAAGGAACGUAAGGCUGAAGCUACUCAGUCAAAGUGCGAGGCUGGGGUUACCACCAGGGAGAUAGGAAUAAAUGAUGAGUUACCAGUGGAAGAAGAGAAGAAGCAGAAAGAUAAGUCAAAAGAAGGUAAGGAGAAAAAGAAAGAGGAGAAGAGUAAUAAGAAAAGAAAAUCUAGUGAGAAGGGCAAGAGCAAGGGCAUUGACAAGCUGAAACAGAAGUUAGAGAAGAUUAAUGAAAGAAUAGAAGCUGUUCUUGAGGAAAAAGAGGACAUUUUGAGGCAGAUAAAAGAAGCUGAGAGUGGGAGCAGCUCUGUCCCUGAGAAGGAAAAAGAUGCCCCAAAGGCUGACGUGGAAUAAUCCCAUUUGGUGGAUCCUUUACACUGGAUUAUAAUAUAAAUGCAGUUUUGUGCGAGUAUGAUCCCUUUUCCCAUUGUAAUCAUAUGUAUUUUUCUAUACAUCUAUGGAUUUAACGAAUAACUUCUUUGAUGAAUAAAACUUCUACACAGUUUUGCUUUUGUUCCAUUGCC
This is a messenger RNA of Populus euphratica (Euphrates poplar), 1989 nucleotides long. Its product is annotated as transcriptional regulator ATRX homolog. Lineage: Eukaryota; Viridiplantae; Streptophyta; Magnoliopsida; Malpighiales; Salicaceae. Bases 260 to 1819 code for a protein of 519 amino acids. The transcript is spliced from 2 exons. The record is from RefSeq and is a predicted model, not a curated record.